AUGGCAAAAGAGAGAAACAGUGCCGUCGAGUCCUGCCUGUCCCACGGGCUAAAGCGAAGGACUCUCGGACUCUUCAAGACGUCCUCGACCACCGCGCUCAUUCACAAGGUCGGCAAGUCCUUCGAGCCGGCUUCUAAGGUGUCCAAGAUCGUGCAGGACCUCGAGUGUACGGAGCUCGGGAGACGCAGCAGCGGCAGCGGUGACUCGAGCUCCCGCCUGGGGAAGCCGCCCCUCGUCAAGAAGAACUCGGGGCCGGCGGCGGCCAGCCAGAGGUACCUGUGGAUUCGGGUCGCGCUCUUCGAGAAGGUGCUCGCCAAGAUCAUCGACUACCUGGUCCAGAAUAGCAACAAAUACUACGAGCGGGAUUCCCUUGUGGCGGACCCCGACUACGGCACCAUCCUCAGCUCGCUUCUCGUGGGUCCGUGCGCCCUGGACUACAGCAGGAUGAAGACUGUGGACCACCUGUGGACGGACCCCCCCGCCGACGAGCUGGUUCAGAGACACAGGAUUUCGUCGGGGCAUUUCUCGGGCCCGGCCACGCCCCCUCAGCCCCGGACGCGACCCGGCCUGCACUACCGCAAGCCCGUGGGCGGCAGCAGCGAGGAAGUGGGCGGGCCUCAGCGCAGCGCCCCCGUCAACGCCCGGGAUUACGUCGAGAGUCUGCACCAGAAUAACAAGGCGACGCUGCUCUACGGGAAGAAUAAUGUGCAUGUGCAGCCAAAGGAGCAGAUGGAAGCCAUGCCGGGCUACAUGUCCCUCCACCAGACGACGGAGGGCCUGGUCAUCAAGUGGACGCCCAACCACCUCAUGAACGGCUGCUGCCCGGACACCGCCGAGGACAAGAGGUGGUCAGGCCGUCGUCACAGUCUGACCUGCUUAUCCGAACUGCACGUGAAGCCCCGGAGACCUUCGUUCAUAAGGCGCUAUUCCGAGAUUCCGCGGCUCAUUUACUGGGAAUACGCUCUCAAUGUGCGUGUAGAUGAGAUAGUCUACGUUCACUGUCAUCAACAAGGAGACUCCGGAGGCACCAUCGUCCUCGUGGGGCAGGACGGGACGCAGCAUCCCCCGAUCCACUUUCCGAAGGGCGGCCACCUCCUAGCCUUCUUGUCCUGCUUGGAGAAUGGCCUCCUGCCGCACGGGAGACUCGACCCGCCGUUGUGGUCGCAGAGGGGCAAAGGCAAAGUGUUCCCAAAACUCCGCCGAAAGGCUCGUGCACUCACCAGCAAACAGAGUGGAACAGACAGUGAAGAUGAGGAAGCUACUGAUUAUGUCUUCAGGAUCAUCACAGCUCUGAAACCUGAUCGCAUUUCACACCUGGAACUGAUGUCUCCACUUCUUCGUGGAGGCUCAGGCUGGCUACCACGUGUUCCCAAGCUCUCGUCUCACUCCUCAUCUACCUCCUCCUCCAAAUCACUAAGUCUUGGGGACUCUAUGAGUGAAGUCCUACCCCCUCCUCCUACACCUAACCCCAGUGUGGAUGUGCCUGCACCCCCACCAGAGCAAGUCAGUGUCAAGGGAACAAGUAAUACUGCAACUGAAAAGAACAGUGAUUCACUGGAGCUUCUGUGUGCCACAAUGAAGCAUCAAAUAAUUUCACGGGCAUUUUAUGGGUGGUUAGCCCAUUGCCGACAUCUCAGAACAGUUCGUACUCAUUUGGCUGGCUUGGUGUUGCCAUCAGCCUCGACACCACCACACAAUCCUGAGUGGGAGGAAGGAGUGACGGAGGAUGUGUGGAAGGCAUUGCACAUCGAUGGUAGAUUGACCAAGCAGGAGGAACUGCUUGCCCGGGUGUACCUUGGGGGCGUUUCUUCUCAGAUCAGAAAGGAGGUUUGGCCUUAUCUUCUUAAUCAUUAUGACUUCGGAAGUUCUGUUGAGGAAAGGGAAGAACAGGACCGACGGAUCCGGCAGACUUAUGAAACAACAAUGUCUGAGUGGCUGGCUGUUGAAGCUAUUGUGAGGCAGAGGGACAAGGAGAUCAUGGCAAUGAACAUGGCCAAAUUGUCUUCUGAGUCACAAAAUGGAGAAAUACCUCUUGUAGGAAGAGACAGAUCCCUCAGUAAUGAGGUAUUUGAACCUGACACUCUCAGUAUUGGGUCAGUAGACAAUCCUGGUAUCGUGCAAGAGGAAGAUGAAGAUCUUGAUGACUUCAGUCAUAUAGAGAACAACCGAGAUGCUGACAAGGAAAGCAUUGACAUUGAUCCAGAAACCAGCCAGACUAAUCACAAUAAUAUGAUUAAUAACGAGCAAAAUGAUGAAGAAAGUGGAAGCAGCAAAGAGAAGACGCGACAAGAAAGUAAAGAGGAUGACACAGCAGAAGUAACCAGCCCAACAUGUGUGGUGACUCCAGACGAGGGUGUUGUAGAGGGCACUGAUGAUGGUGUGGAAAUGGACAGCUUGGGGGACUUUCCUGCGGCAAAUGAUUCCACAAAUGGAACUCCAGCCUGUGCUAGAGCCUCCUUCACCGAGGAGACAUGUAUUCCUCCCACAACCACCCCAGUUAUAGUUAGCAAAGCCUCCCUUGACAGUGGCAGCCACUCUGACGUAGUGAAUGGCGCAGAGGAGGAGGCGGCAGCAGAUGAUGAAGUGAAGGGCAUCACAGGGAGCGGGACCGGGGACGAGCUGGCCAAGGAGAAUGGGGAGACAGCCACUUCAGACACCUGGGGGGGUGGCAGUGAGGACAAGAACAUGGACACCUUGGCUGUUGAGGAGAACCAGGACGGACACAGUUUGGAGUCCAGAUCCUCGUGCAUCUCCCCUGCCUCAUCUCAGGGGGGCGUCUAUUCGACGGAGCUUCUAGAGACCUUCGGCCUAAAUCUUCACCGCAUAGACAAGGAUGUCCAGAGGUGUGACAGGAACUACUGGUAUUUCACAACAGAUAAUCUUGAAAAGUUGAGGAAUGUCAUGUGCACGUAUGUUUGGGAACACUUGGAGACUGGGUAUAUGCAAGGCAUGUGUGACCUUGUUGCUCCACUGCUCGUUAUCUUUGAUGAUGAAGCAGCAACUUACUCCUGUUUCUGCCAGCUCAUGGCCCGCAUGUCCCACAAUUUCCCCAAUGGUGGAGCGAUGGACCAGCAUUUUGCCAACAUGAGAUCCCUGAUUCAGAUUUUGGAUUCAGAGAUGUUCGAACUAAUGCACCAGAAUGGAGACUACACACACUUCUAUUUCUGUUAUCGCUGGUUCCUUUUAGAUUUUAAAAGAGAAUUAGUUUACGACGAUGUUUUCAUGGUGUGGGAGGCCAUCUGGGCAGCGCGUCACGUCUCCUCGGCCCACUUCGUUCUCUUCAUUGCCCUUGCGCUUGUGGAGUAUUACCGAGACAUUAUCCUCGAUAACAACAUGGACUUUACAGACAUCAUCAAGUUUUUCAAUGAAAUGGCAGAACGUCACGAUGCCAAGAUUGUCCUCCAUACCGCGCGGAACCUGGUCCUGCAACUUCAGACUCUAAUUGAAAACAAGUAGAGAGCUUGGUGUGUCUCAUGUGCCAAAUCUACAUAUGUUUCACUUUCGUAGAUACAUUUAUUGUUUACCAAUUAAUGAAGAGGCGUAACUGUACUUCAUUGAAAGAUGCAAUGCCUUUGUAUUUGCUAAAGUUAUAUAUAUGUGUGUAUAUAUAUAUACAUAUAUAUAUACAC
This is a messenger RNA of Penaeus chinensis, 3629 nucleotides long. RefSeq names its product small G protein signaling modulator 1-like. Gene Ontology annotation, molecular function: GTPase activator activity. The coding region runs from base 1 to 3456 and encodes 1151 amino acids. Gene Ontology annotation, biological process: activation of GTPase activity. The transcript has 25 exons. The record is from RefSeq and is a predicted model, not a curated record. NCBI's taxonomy places the organism in Eukaryota, Metazoa, Arthropoda, Malacostraca, Decapoda, Penaeidae.